CCCUCCGCUCCUUCCAGCUGCACAAAAACUCCCAAAAAGCUCCGUGAUCCUCCCGCAGCGCCCCGACGCUUCUACCGGAGGUCCGCCGGUACCGUGAACUCUCCCCGGAGCUCCCGGUUACCGGGCAGAGCAGCGACCGGGCGGCGGUCUGACCGGGAGGAAAGUCCAGAUUUACUGGGAUUAAAGCGGCGGAGGGCGGACCGGCGCGGGCCUGCAGGCGGUAACCGGCGGAGACACACCGAGACACCGGGACACCGGGACACCGAGACACCGAGACACUUGGAUACCGAGACACCGGGACACCGGGACACUGGGACACCGACCUGACCCUCCGCCAGAUGUAACGAGGCGGCUAGCAGGCUACAGGAAGCGGAGAGAGGACACUGUCCCCGGGAGAGAGGCGGUGACUGUCCCCGGGAGAGAGGAGCCUGUCCCCGGCCAGCAUGUCGGCUCAGGCCCGCCUGAAGCGCCUGGAGGAGCUGCUGCUGGAGCAGAAGGUGGCGGGAUGUCUGAGUGUGGAGACGCUGCUCGACCUGCUGCUCUGUCUGCACUCCGAGGUGUCCCACACGCCCCUGAGGAGGGAGAAGCACGUCCAGGACUUCCUGCAGUGGGUGAAGCCGUUCACCACUGCAGUGAAGGACAUGAGGCUGCACAGAGACGACUUUGAGAUGCUGAAGGUGAUUGGACGAGGAGCUUUUGGAGAGGUUGCCGUGGUGAAGAUGAAGCACACAGAGAGAGUUUACGCCAUGAAGAUCCUCAACAAGUGGGAGAUGUUAAAGAGAGCUGAGACGGCGUGUUUCCGUGAAGAACGCGACGUCCUGGUGAAAGGAGACAGUCAGUGGAUCACCAACCUGCACUACGCUUUCCAGGACGACAACUACCUGUACCUGGUAAUGGAUUACUACGUGGGCGGAGACCUGCUGACUCUGCUCAGUAAGUUCGAGGAUCGUCUUCCGGAGGACAUGUCCAAGUUCUACGUGGCUGAGAUGGUGUUGGCCAUCCACUCCAUCCACCAGCAGAACUACAUCCACAGGGACAUUAAACCAGACAACGUGCUGCUGGACGUUAACGGACACAUCCGUCUCGCUGACUUUGGAUCCUGCCUGCGCAUGAUGGAGGACGGCACGGUGCAGUCGUCGGUGGCAGUGGGAACUCCAGACUACAUCUCUCCGGAGAUCCUGCAGGCGAUGGAGGACGGGAUGGGCCGCUACGGGCCGGAGUGUGACUGGUGGUCUCUGGGGGUCUGCAUGUACGAGAUGCUCUACGGAGAAACACCCUUCUACGCUGAGUCGCUGGUGGAGACCUACGGCAAGAUCAUGAACCACGAGGAGCGUUUCCAGUUCCCGUCUCAUGUGAGCGACGUGUCAGAAGACGCCAAAGACCUGAUCCAGCGGCUGCUCUGCUCCAGGGAACGUCGUCUCGGUCUCAACGGGAUCGCAGACUUCAAGAGUCACCCGUUCUUCAGCGCCAUCGACUGGGACAACAUCCGGUCCGCCGAGGCCCCCUACAUCCCCGACGUGUCCUCGCCCACCGACACGUCCAACUUUGACGUGGACGAUGACGUCCUGAAGAACCCGGACAUCAGUCCACCAGUGUCUCACACUGGUUUCACUGGUCAGCACCUUCCCUUUGUGGGCUUCACCUACACCACCGACAGCUGCUUCUCCGACCGCGGCUCCGUCAGCCGGGCGGUGCUCGGCCGCCGGGAGGAGGAGGAGGGAGGAGGAGGAGGAGGAGGAGCGGGAGGAGGAGGUGGAGGUGGAGGGCAGGAGGUGGAGGUGUUCGAGAGGAGGAUCCGCCGACUGGAGCAGGAGAAACAGGAGCUGAACCGCAAACUGCAGGAGUCGACCCAGGCCCUGCAGGCUCCGGCUCGAGGAGGAGGAGGAACGCUGAGUCGAGACAAAGAGAUCAAGAAACUCAACGAGGAGAUCGAACGGCUCAAGAAGAAACUGGCAGACUCUGAUAGGCUGGAGCACCAGCUGGAGGAGGCGGUCUCACUCAGACAGGACUACGAGAGCUCCGCCUCCAAACUGAAGACCCUGGACAGACAGGUGAAGACCCUGAGACAGGAGAAGGACGACGUGCACAAGCAGCUGGUGGAGUCUUUGGAGCGUCUGAGGAGUCAGUCGAAGGAGCUGAAGGAGGCGCACUCUCAGAGGAGGUUGGCCCUGCAGGAGUUCUCGGAGCUGUCGGAGACGAUGGCCGACCUGCGCUCCUCCAAGCAGCGUCUGUCCCGUCAGCUGAGAGACAAAGAGGAGGAGACAGAGCACCUCCUGCAGAAGAUGGACACCAUGAGGCAGGAGAUCCGCAAGACCGAGAAGAGCCGCAAGGAGCUGGAGGCUCAGCUGGACGAUGUGAAGGCCGAGGCGUCGAAGGAGAAGAAGCUGAAGGAGCACAGCGAGGUUUACUCCAAGCAGCUGGAGACGGAGCUGGAGAGCCUGAAGUCUCAGCAGGGUCGGGGUGUAGCAGCGGGGGGGCCACCAGAGUCCCAGCAGGAAGUGUCCCGGCUGAAGGCGGAGCUGGAUAAGAAGGUUCUGUUCUACGAGGAGGAGCUGCUGAGGAGAGACUCGGCCCACUCCUCCGAGAUGAAGAACCUGCGUAAAGACCUGCAGGAGUCUGAGGGGGGGCAGCUGGCCGCCAACAAGGAGCUGCUGCAGCUCAGAGACCGCCUGGACAAGGACAAGAGGGACAGACAAACAGAGAUGGAUGAAGCAAUUUCGGCUCUGAAGGAAAAAUACGAGCGAGAGAAAAACCUGCUGACAGAAGAGAACCGCAAACUGACAGCUGAAACUGACAAGCUGGCGUCUCAGAAUCGGCAGUUGGAGGACGACCUGCAGGACCUGUCCUCUAAGAAGGAGAGUGUGGCUCACUGGGAGGCUCAGAUAGCUGAAAUCAUCCAGUGGGUGAGCGAUGAGAAGGACGCUCGGGGUUACCUUCAGGCUCUGGCCACCAAGAUGACAGAGGAGCUGGAAACGCUGCGGAGCUCCAGCCUGGGAACCAGACCUCUGGACCCCCUGUGGAAGGUGCGGCGCAGUCAGAAGCUGGACAUGUCUGCUCGGCUGGAGCUGCAGUCGGCGCUGGACGCAGAAAUCAGAGCGAAGCAGCUUCUGCACGAAGAACUGAGGAAGAGCAAAGCUGCUAACAACGCUAUGGAGAGUAAGCUGAAGGAGUCAGAGGAGAGGAGCAGGGAGAUCGGGGAGCAGAUGGAAAACCUGAAGAAGGAGAUGGAGGACAGCCGCUCCCGCACAGACAAAGGUCUGAAGCUUCCAGACUUCCAGGACUCCAUCUUUGAAUAUUUCAACACUUCACCUCUGGCUCCAGACCUGACCUUCAGAACCUCAGAUUUGGACUCCGCCCCCCAGAGGUCCGACUCGGCCCCCCCCUCCCCCCUCUCGGAGCAGGAGGAAGUUCAGUCAGUCCCAGCGAGCCCCUCCCCCUCCCCCACCACCCACCAGGGCUCGCUGCCCCCCCCCAAGCCUAAAGCUCAUCAGCUGAGCAUCAGAUCGUUCUCCAGCCCGACGCAAUGCUCUCACUGCUCCUCUCUGCUGGUGGGGCUCAUCAGGCAGGGCUACGCCUGCGAAGUGUGCUCCUUCGUGUGUCAUGUGACCUGCAGAGACCACGCCCCCUUGCUCUGUCCAAUCCCAGCGGAGCAAAGCAAGCGGCCGCAAGGCGUCGACGUCCAGAGAGGCAUCGGCACCGCCUACAAGGGCUACGUCAGGAUCCCGAAGCCGAGCGGAGUGAAGAAAGGUUGGCAGCGAGCGUUCGCCGUCGUCUCCGACUGUAAACUCUUCCUGUUCGACGUCGCCGAGGGCAACAAGGCCUCCACGCCCGGGGUGGACGCCUCCCUGGUCCUGGACCUCAGAGAUGAGGAAUUCUCCGUCAGCUCCGUUUUGGCCUCAGAUGUGAUUCACGCCACCAGGAAGGACGUUCCCUGCAUCUUCAGGGUAACGUGGUCCCAGCUGGCGGUGGGGGGCGGGGUCUCUCUGUUGGUUCUAGCGGAGAACGAGCAGGAGAAGAGGAAGUGGGUCCGGAUCCUCGAGGGUCUGCAGAACCUCCUGAACAAGAACCUGCUGAAGAACCCGCCGGUCCACGUUCUCCACGAGGCCUACGACGCCUCGCUGCCCCUCAUCAAGAACACGCUCUCCGCCGCGGUGCUAGAUCGUGAGCGGGUCGUGCUGGGAACUGAAGACGGGCUUUUCGUGGUCGAGGUCACAAGAGACGUGAUUGUGCGAGCGGCUGACAGUAAGAAGGUGUACCAGAUCGAUCUGAUCCCGAAGGAGAAGACGGUGGCGCUGCUGUGCGGUCGGACCCGGCAGGUCCACCUGCAGCCGUGGGCGGUUCUGGACGGCGCCGAGUCCUUCGACGUCAAGCUGACGGAGACCAAAGGCUGCUCGGCUCUGACCACCGGAGUCCUCCGACCCGGCGGACCCGCCUGCCUGCUGGCUUCCGUCAAACGCCAGGUCCAGUGCUAUGAGAUCACGCGGGUGAAGCCGUACUACAGGAAGCUGUGGGAGGUGCAGGCCCCGGGGACGGUGCAGUGGUUGGGUAUGGUGAGGGAGCGGCUGUGUGUCGGCUACCCGGCCGGCUUCGCUCUGCUGGCUCUGCAGGGAGAGUCUUCCCCCGUCAGCCUGGUGAACCCGGCCGACCCCACGCUGACCUUCCUGAACCAGCAGCCGCCGGACGCCGUGCAGGCGCUGCACGCCGCCGAGGCCGGAGCCAGCGAGCUGCUGCUCUGCUUCAGUCAGCUCGGAGUCUACGUGGACGGACACGGGCGCCGCUCACGCACGCAGGAGCUGAUGUGGCCCGCCACGCCGCUCGCAUGCAGCUCUAACUCCGCCCACCUGACCGUCUACAGCGAAUACGGCGUCGACGUGUUCGACAUCCUCACGGCUGAUUGGGUCCAGACCAUCUCUCUCCGCAAGAUCCGACCUUUGAACCCUGAAGGAACCCUGAACCUGCUGAGCUCAGACCUGCCCCGCCUCCUCUACUUCAGCAACACCUGCUCAGAGGGGGACCUGACCAUCCCAGAGACCUCAGACCACAGCAGGAAGCUGAUGGUCCGAACCCGCAGCAAGAGGAAGUUCCUCUUCAAGGUUCCUGAGGAAGAACGUCUUCAGCAGAGGAGGGAGAUGCUGAGGGAUCCAGAGCUCAGGUCUAAGAUGAUUUCUAACCCGACCAACUUUAACCACGUGGCUCACAUGGGACCAGGAGACGGGAUGCAGGUCCUCAUGGAUCUCCCUCUGGUUUGUGAUGUCACCUCCCUCUCCCCCUCUCCGUCUCCCUCCCCCUCCUCCUCCUCCUCCCGUCUCACGCUCAUCUCCCCCCCCUCCAACUUUGAGCACGUGUAUCACAUGACGUCGGCGUCGGCCGGCGCCUUCUUGCAGAAAGACGCCUCCUCUUCCUCCUCCCAGCAGAGCCUCCUGCAGCCUUCCUCCUCCUCCUCCUCUCCCUCCACCUCCUCCCUGGGAAGGAGUGUGAUGCCUUCCUCUCAGGAUGAGUCCAUCAAAGAUAAGCCACGCCCACUGUCCAGUAUCUCCCGGCAACAAAGAAACAAGACACAGAUCACCCGCACAGCCUCAGAUUUUGGGGGCGGGGCUUCGUCUCGCAGCAUCUCUGAACCAGAACAAGACCUGGACCGAGAGCCGGACUCUCACUCCACCCCGUCUAACAGCUCUAACCCCAGCAGCCCCCCCAGUCCUAACUCUCCCCACCGCAGUCAGCUGACUCUGGACAGUUUGGACCCGGACCCCUGAAGCCCCGCCCACACCGCAAAGCCCCGCCCACGUCGCGAAGCUCCUCCCCUGACCCAGUGUGUGUGUGGGGGGGGGGGGGCAGCAGGCUGAUGAACCAAUCAGGCUGCAGACUUUAUUUUAGAUUUACUUUGAUUUUAUUGUGGCGGGGUGAGUCUGAGCUUCUGCUGCUUUUAUUUUUGUGAGCUGGGAAGCCCCGCCCCCUGGUUUUAAGCCCCUGCUGUUGCUAGGAAACGCUGCUGAUGGCUGCUGUGUAUUUGACCUUUGACCUGUGGGACCACGCUGCUGCUGUCAAUCACCUCUUCUUCUUCUCUUUAUUAAAAGCUCUUCCUGUUUAAGCUUGGCGAGAUGUCUCACUCUGAUGGAAAAACACUGUAUUCAUUUAAAGUUUUGUUAAAGUUGCACAUCGUUGUUGUUGUAGCAGAAUAAAUCUUUGAUUUCCUGUCAGUUACCCCCCCCCCCCCCCCUCCCGGCGCCCCGCCCCCUGACCUCUGACCUCUGGCCAGGUGAGCGGGGGCGGGACCUGAACACUACUGCUUCCUUUCUCCAAAAUCACAAGUUAACGAAUCUUUGUAACGACAACGAAAACAAUAAAAGAGUCU
Scomber japonicus (chub mackerel) is the source of this 6352-nucleotide messenger RNA. RefSeq names its product CDC42 binding protein kinase beta (DMPK-like) (gene cdc42bpb). The record is from RefSeq and is a predicted model, not a curated record. The coding region runs from base 444 to 5753 and encodes 1769 amino acids. Gene Ontology annotation, biological process: actomyosin structure organization; peptidyl-threonine phosphorylation. Gene Ontology annotation, molecular function: protein serine/threonine kinase activity; ATP binding. The transcript is spliced from 38 exons. Gene Ontology annotation, cellular component: cytoskeleton; cytoplasm. NCBI's taxonomy places the organism in Eukaryota, Metazoa, Chordata, Actinopteri, Scombriformes, Scombridae.